Molecule: messenger RNA, 2591 nt
Organism: Dipodomys spectabilis (banner-tailed kangaroo rat)
Lineage: Eukaryota; Metazoa; Chordata; Mammalia; Rodentia; Heteromyidae
Gene: Cog5
Product: component of oligomeric golgi complex 5
Exons: 22
Coding region: 30-2519 (829 amino acids)
Biological process (GO): intra-Golgi vesicle-mediated transport
Cellular component (GO): COG complex
Source: RefSeq, a predicted model, not a curated record
GUGACGCCAUCAACCCGGCCCCUGCCAAUAUGGAAGGGAGUGACUGCGGCGUCGCUGUGGCUGGCCUUGGGGCUCAGGCUUGUGGAGCAGCUGCAGCGACAGUGAGGGAGCUUCUGCAGGACGAGUGUUACAGUGACUUUUUAAAUGAAGACUUUGAUGUAAAGGCUUAUACUUCCCAGUCUAUUCAUCAAGCUGUAAUUGCUGAGCAGCUAGCAAAACUUGCCCAAGGAAUCAGUCAGUUGGAUAAAGAACUACACUUACAGGUUGUUGCAAGACAUGAAGAUUUACUGGCACAAGCAACUGGGAUUGAGUCUUUGGAAGGUGUUCUUCAGAUGAUGCAGACAAGAAUUGGGGCUUUACAGGGAGCUGUUGAUAGGAUGAAAGUAAAAAUUGUUGAGCCAUACAAUAAAAUAGUAGCCCGUACUGCACAACUAGCAAGACUUCAGGUUGCUUGUGAUAUGCUUCGGAGAAUUAUUCGCAUUUUGUAUCUCAGUAAGAGACUCCAAGGACAACUGCAAGGGGGAAGCAGAGAGAUAACAAAAGCUGCACAGAGUCUCAAUGAACUUGAUUAUCUAUCUCAAGGAAUAGAUCUUUCUGGAAUAGAAGUAAUAGAAAAUGAUCUACUUUUCAUUGCAAGAGCUCGACUCGAAGUGGAAAAUCAGGCUAAGCGUCUGCUCGAACAAGGUGUGGAGACUCAGAAUCCCACUCAAGUGGGAACAGCUCUUCAGGUUUUCUAUAAUCUUGGAACUUUGAAGGAUACUAUUACCAGUGUCGUGGAUGGAUAUUGUGCUACUUUAGAAGAGAAUAUCAACACUGCAUUAGACAUCAAAGUUUUGACUCAGCCUUCCCAGUCAGCUGUCAGAGGGGGUCCUGGACGAUCUACCAUGCCAACCCCAGGAAAUACUGCAGCUUUUCGAGCUUCCCUCUGGACCAAUAUGGAGAAACUAAUGGAUCAUAUUUGUGCUGCUUGUGGACAGGUACAACAUCUACAGAAAGUAUUAACUAAGAAGAGAGAUCCUGUUUCACACAUUUGUUUCAUUGAUGAAAUAGUUAAGGAUGGAGAACCUGAAAUCUUAUAUACAUUUUGGAACUCAGUUACUCAGGCACUUUCUUCUCAAUUUCAUGUGGCGACAAACUCAUCUGUGUUUUUGAAACAAGCCUUUGAAGGAGAAUACCCCAAAUUAUUACGUCUUUAUAAUGACUUAUGGAAGCGUCUUCAACAUUAUAGUCAAUAUAUCCAAGGAAAUUUUAAUGCAAGUGGAACUGCUGACCUCUAUGUUGACCUACAGCACAUGGAAGAUGACACACAAGAUAUUUUCAUUCCAAAAAAGCCAAAUUAUGAUCCAGAAAAGGCUUUGAAAGACUCUCUUCAACCCUAUGAGGCUGCCUACCUGUCAAAAUCCUUAUCUCGACUCUUUGAUCCUAUCAACUUGGUUUUCCCCCCUGGUGGGCGUAAUCCUCCUUCUUCUGAUGAACUGGAUGGCAUCAUUAAAACCAUAGCAAGUGAACUAAAUGUGGCUGCUGUUGAUGUGAAUCUCACAUUAGCUGUGUCCAAAAAUGUGGCAAAGACCAUCCAGUUAUACGGUGUAAAGUCGGAGCAGCUUCUGUCUACACAAGGAGAUGCAAGUCAGGUGAUUGGGCCUCUUACUGAAGGACAGAAAAGAAACGUGGCAGUAGUAAAUUCACUGUAUAAGUUGUACCAAUCAGUGACAAAGGUGGUUUCCAGUCAGAGCUCAUUCCCACCAAUGGCUGAACAAACUAUCAUUUCAGCUCUAAAGACGAUUCAUGCUCUUAUGGGGAAUGCUGUGCAGCCCUUAUUGACUUCUGUGGGAGAUGCAAUAGAGGCCAUAAUCAUCACCAUGCAUCAAGAAGAUUUUUCUGGGUCAUUAUCCAGCUCAGGAAAACCUGAUAUUCCUUGUUCUCUCUACAUGAAGGAACUACAAGGUUUCAUUGCUAGAGUUAUGAGUGACUACUUUAAACACUUUGAAUGCUUGGAUUUUGUCUUUGACAACACGGAAGAUAUUGCUCAAAGAGCAAUUGAACUUUUUAUCCGCAAUGCCAGCCUUAUAAGACCUCUUGGUGAAGGUGGAAAAAUGCGACUUGCUGCUGAUUUUGCACAGAUGGAGUUGGCUGUAGGUCCAUUUUGCAGACGAGUAUCCGAUUUAGGAAAGUCCUAUCGAAUGCUGAGGUCAUUCAGACCUCUGCUCUUCCAGACAAGUGAACAUGUGGCCAAUAGCCCAGCACUGGGGGAUAUUAUUCCAUUCAGCAUUGUUAUUCAGUUUUUGUUCACAAGAGCACCUGCUGAGCUGAAAUCCCCAUUCCAGAGAGCAGAAUGGUCCCACGCACGCUUCUCCCAGUGGCUGGAUGACCAUCCUUCUGAAAAGGACAGGCUCCUCCUCAUCAGGGGAGCCCUGGAAGCUUACGUUCAAUCAGUGAGAAGCAGAGAAGGCAAAGAAUUUGCACCAGUUUAUCCCAUAAUGAUUCAGCUGCUUCAGAAAGCGAUGUCUACUCUUCAAUGACAAUGUGAAACGUUUGUUAAUCUCCACAUGGCAUUAAACAAUUCAAAGUUGGCAGUUAAAUAACACACACUU